Messenger RNA from Acanthamoeba castellanii str. Neff, 1596 nucleotides. RefSeq lists its product as uncharacterized. Lineage: Eukaryota; Discosea; Longamoebia; Acanthamoebidae. The transcript is spliced from 2 exons. The record is from RefSeq and is a predicted model, not a curated record. The coding region runs from base 1 to 1596 and encodes 531 amino acids.
AUGGCCCAGUGGGUGUUCAUGGCAGGCAUCUUCUGGGAGAAGCAAACAAGCCUGAAGUACUAUGGUGUCGAUUUCUCAUUGUUGGUCUCCAGCAGCUGCGACCACACCAACAUCCACCACCCAACGUACCAGAGGCACAUGGCUCUGGUAGUCAACCACCUGCUCAAGGGACUGGAAGACGUCCUGGAGCUGCUUCUGCUGCUUGAGCUGGAGCAAGCUGAGGACCCGCAUCAUCACCUCCACUGGCUCCCCGAGUUCAUCAGCCAGCCGUCGCAUGCAAGGCUCUUGGCCGCCUUCAAGUGCAAGCUGGUGCCUCCGCAGCGUUUCCUCAGCCCUCGCACUGGAGAAAAGCGGAAAGACCUGGAGCACUGCGCAGCGAAGGACAACUUCUACCUCUUCACCAAGCGCGGCGACUUCCCCGAUCUGGCGACGUCGUGGCAGGCUCUGCGCGCUAGCCGUCCCGUAAGCCCAGGGACCGCGCUGGCCGAGGCCGAGCGCAAGCUGCGCGAAGAGGCGGUGUCGGUGUUGGAGAUUUCCGCCGAGCAAGCCGGACGCUUGGAGCUGCGAGACACCGAAGGGCACGUCCUGGACUGCAAGUGGAGCAAAGAAGACGGCAAGCUGCUCGUGGCGUCGUCUCGCCUGCCCAACGAGCUCGGGGGCAAAUGGAAGAUGCUCAAAGCCAUCCGUUGCCAGGUCAAGGCCAUGGAGAAGAGCCUUCGCGAGAACGAAUCUCCUGCGCGUUCGCUCCCCGCCGGCGCGGAGCCCGCGGAGAACACCGUUCUGACCCCCUCCUCCCUGACCUCGAGCUCGUCCAGCUCGUCCAGCUCAUCAUCGUCUUCGUCGUCUCCACUGUCAUCAUCGACUUCCUCCCUGCCAAGCUCUCUCAGCAACAUCCCGGCAGCGCUAGAUCACGAAGAUGCCGACAUCGAGGGCGACGACGUCGAAAGCGAGGACGACGUGAUCAAGCUUGAGGCGGAUAUGGCCAUCGAGCACCAGACCGCAGAUGAGAAUGAGGUCGAAGGAGAUGCCGAGACGGGUAUCGACACCACCCAGCAGCAGCAGCAGACCGCCCCCAAGAACGAGCCGACCGCGACCCCUCCGGCCACCUUCAGGGACCACGGGGCGUUGCCCGAGGGGAACGAUGGCGGAGACUGGACCGAGGCGCUCACCGACGGCCAAGCCCCCGCCCGGGACGAGCCGCGUGAUGCCCACUGCGCGACGCUAGCCGACCGUACCAUGCGCGUGAAGUACAGGCCUCUCGACGACGACGACCAAGUUGUGGACUGCACCGAGCGCGGAUACGAUCGUCUGCGCAAAGCCCCCAAGCCCCAGCUCGUCGAGAUCGUGGCCGGCAUCCGCGCCAUCGUCGAUGCCCUCGGCCAUCCGGUAGCGCCCGCCGUGUGCUGCGUCGAGUACGAGUUCGAGGCAGUCUUUGCCGCCCAGUCGAGCUCCUACAGCAUCAACCUGUGGCCGCUGCUGCACCGGGCCUGUACACCCAGCGCGAGCUGUUCGCCCACCUGGUGGUCCUGCUCAGCCACGAGGUGGCGCACCUGUACGUUCCCCAGGCUGGACACGGCGCGCAGCACGGCCGCAUGA